Messenger RNA from Syngnathus acus (greater pipefish), 2204 nucleotides. RefSeq names its product deoxynucleotidyltransferase terminal-interacting protein 1 (gene dnttip1). The transcript has 13 exons. Gene Ontology annotation, cellular component: nucleus. NCBI's taxonomy places the organism in Eukaryota, Metazoa, Chordata, Actinopteri, Syngnathiformes, Syngnathidae. The record is from RefSeq and is a predicted model, not a curated record. The coding region runs from base 486 to 1379 and encodes 297 amino acids. Gene Ontology annotation, molecular function: DNA binding; nucleosome binding.
AUCGCAAGCAGUCGCUUGCCACGUAGCCACCAGAAGCUAUUUGCGCAAAUUUGCGUCCAAUCCGGGAACCAAGGACGCGUUCGGAAAAGACUCCGCACGAGUUCAAGAGUGUUUUGCCCGAGUUUGCUGUUCGGAAACUCAGAGUCCACCUAAACGGAGUGCCAGUGUGCGCACUCGGCGCCCCGGCUUGGCGCUAGUGCUGGCUGCUUUCGGAAAUGAGCGGAAGUAGACCGCGCUGUGCCUUUUUAAUCUCAGUGCGAAUUUCCCAGCGUAUUCGAGAAGUCACAGGUGACCCAUCCCUCGCACGGAGAACUCGAUCCGAAUAACGUUUUGGCGCCGUUUGCAGUCACUCGAAGUCGUUAUAUUAGACGUUUAACGACACUUGUUCCUAGCUGCCGCUAACGGUUUAUUUGGCGCUGUUUUCAGAGCUUAUAGCUGCUGUUAGCCUAGCCGCUCGUUCGCGUGCUAGCUGGAGGGCCUUUGCGAUGGAAGGCAAACAAGCAAAGCGAUCGCAGGCGGACGAAAGCCAGCAGCCGUCGCCGUGGAACUUGAUGAUUAAACACAGACACGUUCACAGGAGAGGACGACGCUCGCACAUGGCCGUCAGUUAUACAGACCCACAGGUGUCCAUGGACCUCCUGAGAGCGGUCCUUCAACCCAGCUUCAACGAUGACAUCAUGGCCGUGUUCCGAAAAUACCACACGUUCUUUGAGAAGGCGGCGCAUAACGUGAAGGAGAAUAUUGGUGACGAGGUGCACGCAGAUCAGCUCAUCAAGGAAGCAUGCAGGAAUGUUCUGGAACAUGCCAAAGUUUUGUUUGCCGAAAGUGAGGCAAAGAAGCCGAGUUGCGAGGUCAGCGUCAAGCGUCCUCGAGGUUGCGAAGAAAGCAGCAGCCAGAGGAGCAGUCCGGUCCACAAAAAGAGGAAGAACCGCACAAGCGGCGCCGUAGCGUCUGACCGAUCAUUGAACAUCUCCGCUCACGUGAAGGCAAAGUGUGAAGCCAUCAAGAAAGAAGGACCAAAGUGGGAGCCGUCCAGACUGAAUGAAAGCAGCACUUUUGUUUUGGGGUCCAGAGCUAACAAGGCAUUGGGAAUGGGCGGGACCAGAGGACGAAUCUACAUCAAACAUGCUGACCUCUUCAAGUACGCGGCGGACACCAGGGACAAGCAGUGGCUGGCCGAGCGUCAUCACAUGAGGGCGACGGGCGGCAAGAUGGCCUACCUGCUUAUCGAAGAGGACGUCCAGGAUCUGGCGCGCGGUGACGAUUACAAGGACUGCCCGGAUGUGAAGUUGGAGGAGAUGAAGCCCUUCUCUGUUCCUCUCUGGAUGGUGGAGAAAAUGCAGAGGGCCAUGGAGGCGCAGAGGGACACGGAAUUCUGAAGCGCAAGUUGCCAGAUCCUCCAUGUGUAUUAAAAAACAAAAGCCGAAAUGUCAAAAGUCGCUUGUGCUACUCCAAGUGUGUGCGUCUCGGGCUCCCUCUAGUGGUAUGAAUGCAAAGAAUGAAGCCACCAUUGCUGUUGGAAACCCGUGUGAUUCGAUGGUGAGCGGAUGUGGUGGUAUGUGCGUGUGUGUGUAGGGGCCUCUUAAGUGCACUCAUAUCUCUGGAGCGGCUCUGGAGCCACGGGUUGCCAACCCCUGCCCUAGGGGUUCGGUAGAGCCUCCACUGCGGAGGGCCAAACACACCUGAUUUUUCGUGUAAAUUCGUGAUUACGCAUAUCCAGUGGCGGGCCGUGCAUUUCACACCUAGGCCGUCAGCAGUGCUCCGUCUGAAUCAAUCCAACCCUCAAUAACUAUUUUAUGUCUAUAAAACUUCUACUGCAAGUACAGCUGUGACACACAUAAAAAAGCAUAAAAAAUAACCUGAUAAAAUUGCAAUAUUAUUUAGGAAUAGAGCAACAUUUUACUCACCAAAAUUCCUGAUUAUUUGUACACAAAAUCCAUCCUUUCUUUCUUCAAGAAGAUUUCAAUUACUCUGUUGUGCAGAUUAUCCAUGCGUUUCAUUUCCAUCAAGAAGUCCUUUUCUAUUGCCAUCGAAGCUAAUGCUGAAAGUCGAGCCUGCCCUGUCAUAUUUCUGGCAUAAGUGUAAAUCCGUGUUGCUCUCAGCAAUGAGAGAAAGAAGCGACGCAUAGUUUCCUCUGUUUUUGGAUCCAGCGCUUUGGCUUUCAUUGAGCCCCCGAAUUGAAAGUUCCUGCUUGCUUCAAAAAA